UAUAAGCACUCAGUGUGCAUAAUGCUUUGGUUUGGACAACAGAGCUUUGUAUAAUCAUAUGGAUAAAAGACUCUACAGAAGUGAUUGCUGCUACACGAUGUCUUUCUUGAAUUAUUGUUACGAAGGAAAUAUCGAUGGCAUUAAGGCGGUACUGAAAAAUGCUAAAACCAGCCGUGAAAGGCAGCAAAUUCUGCAGUCACGGGAUAAUCACUACUGGACUGGCUUACAUCAUGCGGUUAGAACAGACAAUGUCGAUUGUGUCAAAUACCUGCUCACAUUGAAAGGGUUAUCGACAAUCGCCGAAACGUUUGAAGGUGAAACGGCUCUACAGAUCGCAUGCUCAUUUCCGGAUACAUCGUUAGAAAUUGUAACCGCUCUGCUCGAAGCAAAUCCAGAUCUGGUCAACUUCGUGAACAAAGAAGAGGUCGACCCACUAAAAUGCGCAAUCAAUCAAAAACGGCUUGACAUCGUCAAGGUCCUUGUUGCUCAUGGGUGUCCGGUGAACAAUAGAGAUUUGGAUGGUGAUACCGCGCUUCAUAUUGCUGCGAUGGAAACACAAUUAGACAUCAUACGAUUUCUGCUGUACGAGACGGAAUGUGAUCCAACACUACGGAAUGACAUGGGUCAAUUCGCUUGCGAUCUAUUAUUUGUCAAGUUGCUCAAUCGAAUACGUCGGGGUCCUUUACAACAGGACCAGUUAGAUUGUAUUGAGGAAUUGGCAAACCUUACGUUCAAUACAUAUGCGGAGGAGAAAGAGGAAAUGGACGGCAUUCACGAAAUGGUAUUUUUCUGUUAUCAUCACAACGAACCGAAUUGCAAAUUGUAUACGACACUUGCAAGGACAUUCUACGUGCCACCAUCGAAACAGUAUUUCGUCGAUAAGAUAUUGGCAUCGGGUACUUACGGUUAUCAUUGCUUAAUCUUGGGCUUGCUAAAAGAUGUCAACAAAAUAGAGCAUUUCGAGCGAUUGGCUUCCUUGACAGUAGAAUCAGACGGCGAAAGGGAAAGUAUUUGGUCGAAUUUCCUUGUGGAGUUGUACACAUUGUUUCUGGCCGACGAGUCAUUCUACCUGGAGUACGUCUCGGAGUUUAUGAGCGCCGGAUGGAAUUUCGAGGAACAAUGCCAGCAUUACACGCAGUUUGAGCCUCUUUGUCAAUACAUAAAGAAAUCACCAAAAUCAUUCGACCCACAAAAAUUUUUCACAUUUUUGAAGACACUCAUUCCGCACGGCUUCAAUUUGAAAAUGUUUAUGAGCGACAGGCAAGUUGCAGUGAUGUCACUAGAAAUGUUAGCUGCAUUCGUGGCUUUGGUUAACACUAUAUUGCCGGAGGGCUAUGUUCGUAAUAGGUGCCAUUUUCCAGGUAUUCUGGAUCAGCCAGUUAACGGAUUGACUACGUUGAAGAAGCUAUGUCGUUUGCAAGUUCGAUAUUACUUUUUCACACAAUUCUCACACUACGAUGCCCUAAAGGCUUUGUAUUCACUCAACCUUCCUCCGCAUAUCCUCCAAUUUGUAUGUUACAAUUUCGCUAAUUUUGAAUUCUGAUUUUUUAUUUGUAAUUUGUAUUAUUAUACGGUAGCGCAAUGUCAACAUUAAACUUUGAAUCGAAACGAAAA
Molecule: messenger RNA, 1614 nt
Organism: Bradysia coprophila
Lineage: Eukaryota; Metazoa; Arthropoda; Insecta; Diptera; Sciaridae
Molecular function (GO): protein binding
Source: RefSeq, a predicted model, not a curated record